Molecule: messenger RNA, 6331 nt
Organism: Nyctereutes procyonoides (raccoon dog)
Lineage: Eukaryota; Metazoa; Chordata; Mammalia; Carnivora; Canidae
Gene: PPP2R5B
Product: protein phosphatase 2 regulatory subunit B'beta
Exons: 15
Coding region: 4279-5772 (497 amino acids)
Biological process (GO): signal transduction; protein dephosphorylation
Cellular component (GO): protein phosphatase type 2A complex; nucleus; cytosol
Molecular function (GO): protein phosphatase activator activity
Source: RefSeq, a predicted model, not a curated record
CGCGUCCGACUGCUUGAGGUGGUUGGGGAGAUUUAAAGGGACAGUGUCCCAUCAAACUUAAUAGGAAGCUUCCCAGAGGGAGAGAGAGUCCGAGAGCUCCGGCGCGUCGUAGAAACAAUUAACUUUACUAGGGAGGUGGCCUCUACUGCAAUCUACUGCCAAAAGUCAGUCUGAAGCAAGGGCAACCAUCCUGGCCUGAGGGGCAGGAACCUGGAUUCCAGUCUUCUGUGGCCUCAGGCAAGUCACGGUUCCUCUGGGAGCCAUCCCCUGUAACCUAGGGUUGGGUUAGUAGGUUGUACACUUCUUUACUGGGAGGGCGCUAAGGAACAGCCUCAAAGAAUUUCGUGAAGCACUGGGAAAUAAGUUUCCCUAAAAGGAGGCAGGCUAAUAGGAAAAUGCCCAUGGAAUGAACUGAGAGAUCAGCUUCUCCCCAUGACAGGCCAGGGGCAGUGUUGUGUUCAUCACAUGUUUAUUAAAGUGAUAGACACCAUGAAUUGAGCCUGUGUGAUGUCCUGGGCCAUAGGCUUGUCACUUUAUAGGCAUUACUUCAUCUGCUCCUCACCACACCUUUGGAGGGAGGUACUACUAACAUCCCCAUUUUACAGGACAGGAAAACUGAGGCUGUGUGUCCAAGAGCUUGUUGUGAACGAACAAGCAUCACUUCUCCCAAAGGCAUUAGUAUUCUGGAGUCUAGGAAAAGUUGUCCUGAUGUCCAGACUAAGACACAGUCAUUCCCCUGCUGUGAAAACAGGGUGCAUUAUGUAUAAAAGUUGGGAACACAGAGCCAUUCCCAAUAUCCAGGCCCCAAUCUGGGGUAGCUGCUUCUUGGAUCAGCUUCCCUCCAGUGAGGCUGUACUCAUAUCUGUGACAUACCACUGUGUCUGCAUCACAGUAGAGGAAUAAAUAGGACUCAGGGGAGCACAAAAGUCUUCUCACUGCGUCCCUCAGUGCACCAUGAGAUCCACCAAAGACCAAUUCCAAAGACAUAGUCACUCCACAACCUGGCCCGGGGCCUUGGAGCAGGAGCUGAAUGGAAGAAUAAAAAUACAGAGGAAAGAAGACGGUAUACUCUUGGGAGGGAAGGUGGUGUGGGGGUCCCACAGGGGUAUUUCUGGUAUGAAGGCUCAGGCUAUGGUUCCAUUCCAAAGAGAGAAAAGGGGGAGGGUCAGGCUUUGUGGGGCUCCUUGGGGGCCUCUCCUUAUUAUAUUAGGUAGAAACUCAUCAGGCAAACCAGGUACUGUAGGCCUCAAGGGUCCUGAGGGGGCAGGGGCUGUCCCUUUCCCAGAGACAGCCCUCCCAGAAGCUCCUCUGGGAAUUCCUUCAGUGGCAUCUGGAUAGGUGUGGAAGGGAUCAUGGAAGAUAGCCUGGGGGCUGUGGUUUUUUACUUGGUCCAUGGUGGAGGGCCUGGGUUUUGCAUUUUGUCUAAAUUGUGGCAAAAUACAAAUAACAAAUUUUACCAUCUUAUGCAUUUCUUUUUUUUUUUAAAGAGUUUAUUUAUUCAUGAGGGACACACACAGAGAGAGAGAGAGAGAGAGAGAGAGAGAGAGAGAGGCAGAGACACAGGCAGAGGGAGAAGCAGGCUCCAUGCAGGCAGCCUGAUGCGGGACUCGAUCCAAGGACUCCAGGAUCACGCCCUGGGUUGAAGGCAGGCGCUAAACCACUGAGCCACCCGGGCCUCCCUUUUUUUUUUUUUUUAAAGAGCAUUUCUUUUUUUUUUUUUUAAGAUUUUAUUUAUUUAUUCGUGAGAGACACAGAGAGAGAGAGAGAGAGAGGCAGAGACACAGGCAGAGGGAGAAGCAGGCUCCUGCAUGGAAUAUGGAAGCCUGACGUGGGACUUGAUCCCAGGUCUCCAGGAUUAUACCCUGGGCUGAAGGCGGUGCUAAACCGCUGAGCCACCCAGGCUGCCCAUCUUAAGCAUUUCUAAGUGUACAGUUCAGUAGUGUUAAGGAUAUUCACAUUGUUGGGCAACCAAUUUCGAGAAUUUUUUCUUUCAUCUUGCAAAACCAAAACUCUGUAAUCAUCAAACAACAAUGCCAGAAUGGGUGAACUGUAUAGUAAGUGAAUGACAUCUCAAUAAUGAUGAUUUUAAAAAAGAAUUUUUACCCUGUACCCCCCAGGUGACAUUGUAUCUAUUUUGAGACCCAGUUCCAAUAACACUUAUAGGAAGUUUUAUGUCUUCCACCAUUCAGGCCCCCAAAUCCUCAAACAGAACACACCCUUUCUGUAAAACAGGAACUCGCCACAGUCAUUCUGGCCUGGAGACCCUCAGACUCAGAGUUAAGGGCACUAGCCCCUAGGGAGUGUAGGGUAGAGGUGGGAGCUGGUGUCCUCCUAACUUAGGCUGGAGGGCCUAUGGCCCCAGCUUUGGGACUGUGGGCAAAGCACUUCUCUUCUCUGGGCCUGGGGGUCCUCACCUUGGGUGUAGAAGGCUCUGUGGGCCUGCUUUACCCCAGCUUUUUCUGCAGGGAUGCAGGAUGGGCUUCACUUUCUGAGCCUGGGAUGUAGGCAAGGAGAAAAUUAUGGGUUUUCCUUUGACAGAUGAGGACAUCAAGGGUCAGGUGGACAAGGCAUGUUGAAGAUUUCUGAGCAGGGAGGCUGCUGGCCAGCUCUUUAAUCGUAUAGCCCUGUACACCAGCCUGGCUAAACUAUGGUCUUUGCUUUCUGUUGCUACAGCAGGUGGGCAUCACUGAGGCACCCAGGUUCCCUCUGUAGCGGGGAAGAUAGCUGAGUGGUCACGAAGGUGUAAGGCAGAGUGAGAAGAUUCUGAAAAUGGCCCUAGACCCCUCCCUGACCUCAAUGUCGUGGGUGGAGAUUUCACAGUGUAGUGUGGGGGAUGGAGUUAAGAGAAAUAACCGUUGUUGAGGUCUAGGGUCCUAUAAAGGAGACCCACGACUUGAGGCCAGGAACUUUUUGUCCAGAAUGCCAAACUCCUGGAAUUCCACCUGUACCUUGGAUACCCUGCAGUAAGGUUUUGAACAAGAAACCCCACUAUCACAUCUGAGGGCCCAGAGGGGCUAAAGGAGGUCCAGAGAGGCCAGCUUGCCUGGGGUGGAAUGGCAGCACCACCAGGGAGCACCUCCUGCUCUGAUGCUUUGCCAUUCCAAGGCUGGCUCUUUAAACCCCAGACCAUGAUGUCACCAUAGACAGCGAAGGAUGGGAGGGGGACUGCAGGCCGGAGGGCGGACUGCAUUUCCCAGCAGUCUUGGGUGCACCACACCUCUCCCAGCAGACACUGGCUCACUGCAGACUAUUAACUAAUUCCGCGCCAGUGUCCAAAUGGGUUCUGAAGUGUCCACAGUUCUGGGGUAAGGGUGGGAUUCCCCUGCGGGUGGAAUGUCUGGGGCACAGAUGAAGCCGACCACAUCUUUGGCCUGGUAUAGGAUUGAGCUUCUUUCCUGCCAGGGUCCUGGCAUCACCCCCAUCUUCCUGGUGCAGAGUCCUGAGUCCUCUCUUCCAAGCCGUCUCCCUUCUAGAACGCGGGGGCCUAGCCCCAGUGGACCCCAUCCCACUCUGCUUAAGCUUUGACCCCAGGCCCCUGCAGGGGUUACCUCGUUGGUCUGACAGCCCCCUUUAAGCGGCGAAGGAACUACAUCUCCCAGCGGCCCCAGGAACUUCCUGACGCAGCGCCUCCGCCCCCCCAGCCCUCGGGGAGGUGCGGGCCGGGGGGGGGGGGGGCGGGGGGAGGUGACUUGAUGUCAUCCUGAGCUGCUGGGCGGCGGGUGCCGGUGCGCACAGAGCCGGAGCUCCCGCGGCGCCGCGCCGCGCUCGGUCUGGCCCCAAGACUUGAGAGGUCCGCACGCUGCCCGGGCAGCCUAGAGCGCCCCGGACACCCGCACCCCGACCUGGGACUGACCUGGGGGCAUGCUCCGGGGCCCGCGGAGCCGGAGAGAGAACCCAGGAGCGCCGCCACCCAGCGCCAGCGCCCGGAGCGGAACCGCUGCGAAAGAGCCCUGAACAGCCAGCCGCCCCUUCCCCACCCGCAGCCCCCGGUGGUUGGGGACGGAAGUCUGGGCUUCUGAGAAGUCCAGGGUGAGAACCCUAACUGGACUCUUCGGGACCCCCAGGAAGGACCUGAGACCUGAGCCAUCCUUCUCUCUACUCUGCCUGCCCCCCAGGCCUGGGCAGUUGCCAAAGGCCCUGGGGGGGGGGGCGGACUGUGGUUGUGUGCACUCCCCCUCCAGGAUGGGCCCAAGUUAGUCAGCUUCACCUCAUUUGGCAUCCUCCAGGCCCAGAGGGAACCCCUGGGGCUCUGAAGGCUUGACCCACCACCUGGCCACCAUGGAGACAAAACUGCCCCCUGCAAGCACCCCCACCAGCCCUUCUUCCCCAGGGCUAUCGCCUGUGCCCCCACCCGACAAGGUGGAUGGCUUCUCCCGCCGUUCCCUUCGCAGAGCCCGGCCCCGGCGCUCCCAUAGCUCCUCUCAGUUCCGUUAUCAGAGCAACCAGCAAGAGCUCACUCCACUGCCCCUGCUCAAAGAUGUGCCAGCCUCUGAGCUGCAUGAGCUGUUGAGCCGGAAGCUGGCCCAAUGUGGGGUGAUGUUUGACUUUUUGGACUGUGUGGCUGACCUGAAGGGGAAGGAGGUGAAGCGGGCAGCACUCAAUGAGCUGGUGGAGUGUGUGGGGAGCACCCGGGGAGUCCUCAUUGAGCCUGUCUACCCAGACAUCAUUCGCAUGAUCUCAGUGAAUAUCUUCCGGACCCUACCACCCAGUGAGAACCCUGAAUUUGAUCCUGAAGAGGAUGAACCCAACCUUGAGCCUUCCUGGCCACAUCUGCAGCUGGUAUAUGAGUUUUUCCUGCGUUUCUUGGAAAGUCCAGAUUUCCAACCCUCCGUGGCCAAGAGAUAUGUGGAUCAAAAGUUUGUCCUGAUGCUCCUGGAGCUAUUUGAUAGUGAGGACCCCCGGGAGCGUGAGUACCUCAAGACCAUCCUGCACCGGGUCUAUGGCAAGUUCCUGGGGCUCCGGGCCUACAUCCGCAAACAGUGCAGCCACAUCUUUCUCCGAUUCAUCUAUGAAUUUGAACACUUCAAUGGUGUGGCUGAACUGCUGGAGAUCUUAGGAAGCAUCAUCAAUGGCUUUGCACUGCCCCUGAAGACUGAGCACAAGCAGUUCCUGGUCCGGGUCCUGAUUCCCCUACACUCUGUCAAGUCACUGUCUGUUUUUCAUGCCCAGCUGGCAUACUGUGUGGUGCAGUUCCUGGAGAAGGAUGCCACCUUGACAGAGCAUGUGAUCCGAGGGCUGCUCAAAUACUGGCCAAAAACCUGUACCCAGAAAGAGGUGAUGUUUCUGGGGGAGAUGGAAGAGAUUCUUGAUGUCAUUGAGCCCUCCCAGUUUGUGAAGAUCCAGGAGCCCCUCUUUAAGCAGGUGGCCCGCUGUGUUUCCAGCCCCCAUUUCCAGGUUGCAGAGCGGGCUCUGUAUUUCUGGAACAAUGAGUAUAUCCUGAGCCUCAUCGAGGACAACUGCCACACUGUGCUGCCUGCUGUGUUUGGGACCCUCUACCAAGUCUCUAAGGAGCACUGGAAUCAAACCAUCGUGUCUCUGAUCUACAAUGUGCUCAAGACGUUCAUGGAGAUGAAUGGAAAGCUGUUUGAUGAGCUCACAGCCUCCUACAAGCUUGAAAAGCAGCAGGAGCAGCAGAAGGCCCGGGAGCGUCAGGAACUAUGGCAAGGCCUGGAGGAGCUACGGCUACGCCGGUUACAGGGGACCCAAGGGGCCAAAGAGGCACCCCUCCAACGGCUUACACCCCAGGUGGCCACCAGUGGGGGUCAGAGCUAGAGAUCCCCUAGAAGGGGAGGAGCUAAAUCCAGAGCUAUCAGCUCCUCCAUCCCCUCUCCUACCCAGGGGCCCAGAGAGACACACACCUACCCCUGGCCUUGCCAGAGUGGGCUUGGAGGGCACCCUGUUUGGCCCACUGUGGGCAGCUUUCACUGUGGGGAGAGGAGGAGAGGAGAUGGUGGUCCUGGCAACAGAACUCUCAGGCCUAUGUGGCAGGACUUGACCAGGGCAGGCUUGACCAGGAAGCUGCCACUGGGUACUGUACCUGCCCUGAAAAGCUGGACUCCAGACUGCAGGCAGGUUCCCACCAUGCUCCUGCCUAGAACAAGGGGACUCAGCCCUUUGCCUGCCCCGCCUCGUGCCAGCAUGAGGUCCUUCCUCACCCUACCAUGGGAUCCAUGGUCUAUUUAUUCUCCCCAGCUCACCCCCAACACAGACACUGUCCUGGGCCUGGGGCAUCCUCUUUCCCUCCUCUCCCUCACCCUGUACUUCCUUGUCCCCUUUUUAUUUAUUGGGCAGGGGGAGGGGUGAGGGCACAGGCAGAAGAGAUUCCCCGUGU